This is a messenger RNA of Clonostachys byssicola, 1344 nucleotides long. The record is from the annotation of a GenBank genome assembly. NCBI's taxonomy places the organism in Eukaryota, Fungi, Ascomycota, Sordariomycetes, Hypocreales, Bionectriaceae.
AUGGCCGUCCCCGGAUUUAAAGUCAUCAUUGUGGGCGGUGGCCCAGUUGGGCUGACCGCUGCCAUCGCUCUGGCAAAAGCUGGCAUCGACUUUGUUGUCCUUGAAAGGCGAUCAGACAUCAUCAUCGAUGCUGGCUCAAAUCUCGUCAUGCUUCCAAAUGGCAUGAGAGCUCUCUACCAGCUUGGUCUUGGCGAUGCCCUUGAUGCUGUGAGCUCACCACUCUCAGGCAUCGAAUGCAUCGACCACCAAGGCAAACCCGUCAGUGAUUUACAGUGGUUCUUCCACCUCAAGGAAAAAUUUGGCGCAUUUCCAAGAGUCCUUAGCCGGCAUGAUCUGACCAGAGUCCUGUACGAAGGCAUCCCCGCCCACGCACGAUCCAAUAUCUACACAAAUAAGAAAGUCUCCAACAUUACUGUUGAAGAAGAUCAAACUGUCGUGUCGUGUGCGGACGGCACCUCCUAUUCUGGCUCCAUAGUUAUCGGUGCCGACGGCGCUCACAGCAGUGUCCGCCAGCAAAUGCGCACUCUCGGCCUCAACGCCGGCUCACUAGAGAUCAAUGAGGAGCAACCUUAUCUCACCACUUAUAGAUGCCUUUGGCUUCGGAUUCCUACAUCUCUCUGUCAAGGCUUGGAGCCAGGCACAACAGUCGAGACACAUGGUCCUGGCGCUGCAACGCAGUUUUUUGUUGGCGAAGAGACCGCUGUCAUCGGCUUAUAUGAAACUCUAGAUGCGCCAACCCGUGAGAGGUUUCGAUUCACAGAGGCAGACGAAGCUUCGAUUGUCGAGCGAUGGGGCCACCUCCCCCUUACCUCAAAAGGGGGUUUGAACCUGAAGAAGGCGCACGAGGGCCGUGUCCAAUCCGGCCUAGUGAGUCUCGAGGAGGGUGUCGUCGAACAUUGGAGCUGGGAUGGCCGCAUUGUGCUUGUUGGUGACGCAGCCCACAAGUUCACCCCUAGUACAGGUGCUGGUUGCAAUAACGGUAUUCUCGACAUCGUUAGCCUCGCGAACGAGAUACACAAAGCAGUUGAAUCAGCCGGUGGCUCUGAGCCAAGUAAAGCCUUGCUCGACACAGCCUUCAAGGCAUACCAGGACUCUCGAUACGACACCGUGACAGCAGGGUGCGGGCGUUCUGGCCAGGCCACGGCUAUGGCCACUUGGCAAACCAGGACUCUCGCCUUCGUGGACCGACAUGUACUGUCUGUACAUGCGCUGCAGAAAUUCCUGGCUAGCCGCGGUUCCCCUGAGACAGCAAGCAUGCAGGUGUUUGAUUAUAUCAAAGCUGAAGAACGCAUGAUUGGCAAAGUGCCCUGGGUAAACCCCAUGCCAGCCGUUGCGAAAGUUUAA